Messenger RNA from Symbiodinium natans, 1674 nucleotides. The record is from the annotation of a GenBank genome assembly. NCBI's taxonomy places the organism in Eukaryota, Dinophyceae, Suessiales, Symbiodiniaceae.
AUGGCGAGCGCCAAGCUUUUGGAAGAAGCAUGGGCUGCUCGAGAGUCACUGCUCAGGUUUGCGGACGAGGAGCAUGAGCGCUGGCUUGAAUCAGUCAUGGACCGGUUCAACAGCAUUGAGGAAGCCAUCAAGGACUUCACUCCUCCAGCGCCUCCUGACACACAUGAGGGGGGACGGACCAAGGCCUCUGGUGAUGUGGGUCGGCAGAUGCUGGCUAUCCGGCCAACGCAACCACUGCGACUGGCGGAGCAGGCGGAUCCUGUUCCGCCAUCCCCAUGUGCCAUGAGCGACUUCCUCCAGCUUUCCAAAGAUGCUUCCUCCUGGACGAACGACCACACGGACAGAGCAUCUCCGCAUUCAAUGGUGGAUUGGCCCUCUGGUAUCCAGGACACGCUGCAGCGCAUGAUCAGCCCGUCCGCCGACCGGAUCGUGGCAAACAGGCUGUCAGUGGUGGGAAGGCCCUCAGACACUCAGAAGGAUAGCUGCUGGGACCGGUUGGUCCUCUGCCUCGGCUUCCACCUCAACUACUUUGCGGCCGUCGUACUAGCCCUGAACUUGGUCUUCAUGUGCCUGGAGCUGGAGCUGCAGGGGAGAGAAGUCGGGCGAUUUCUGGGCGCAGGGGAAGAGAUGUACGACCUGGGCGACAUGGGCCCCGCACUCCGACGUAUUGACGUUGUGUUCGAUUGCAUAUACAUAGUGGAGCUAUUGCUGCGAAUCGGUCUUGAGCGGUGGCUCUUUUUCAGUGCCUGCGCGAAUUGGUUUGACACUUCCCUCGUUGUAGCAGCCGCGUUUGAUAUUGGCCUCUUCUUGUUUGCUGAUGCGGACGACAGUAUGAUGGCAGUGGCUUUCGCUCGAGCUGUGAACACGCUUCGGGCCAUCCGCCUGCUUCGAAUUUUUCGGCUGUUUCGAGGCUUGCGAAUCCUGAUCAGGGCUUGCCACGCCUUUCUGCCCACUUUGGGCUGGUCAAUGGUUUUGCUUGGACUCUGCAUGGUGAUGAGUGGUCUCCUGGUGGGUUCAUUGCUUCAGGCCUUCCUGUGGGACAAUGUGCUUGCACUCGAGCAUAAGCUUUGGGUGUUUGCGCGCUAUGGCACCGCAUAUCGGUCCAUCUAUACGUUGUUCGAGAUAACCUUCGCUGGCAAUUGGCCCACAAAUGUCCGCCCUGUCCUUGAGAACGUCAGCGACAUGUUUGUGAUUCCAUUCAUCCUGUACAUCACCAUUGUAACCUUCGCCGCGUUGCGCGUCAUCACGGCCGUAUUCCUCAAGGACACCUUGGAAGCCGCUGCGAACGAUGCGGAGCACCAAGUCACAGAGAAGCUGAAGAGGAAAGCACAAUACGUGGAGAAGCUGGAGGCCAUGUUCAAGGCGAUCGAUGACACCGGCAAUGGCAUGAUCACCGAAGAGCGAUUGAAUGCCUUGCUGAGCAACUCGACUGUGCGAGCUUAUCUGGAGACGCUGGACCUGGCCGUGCCCGAGGGCACAGCCUUGUUCCAUAUCCUGGACAAUGGUGAUGGCGAAGUCACAUUGGAGGAGUUUAUCGAUGGAAUUCUACGGUGCAAAGGGCCAGCAAGGGCCAUUGAUCAGGUUGCGCUCCACGCUGACAUCAGGCAGCUGGAUAACAAGCUCACUGUGGCGAUGCAGUUGCGACUUGGCGCGCAGGAUUGGCUGAGACAGUAA